Messenger RNA from Cyphellophora attinorum, 2094 nucleotides. RefSeq names its product Fumitremorgin C synthase. The record is from RefSeq and is a predicted model, not a curated record. The transcript has 6 exons. NCBI's taxonomy places the organism in Eukaryota, Fungi, Ascomycota, Eurotiomycetes, Chaetothyriales, Cyphellophoraceae. Bases 1 to 2094 code for a protein of 697 amino acids. Gene Ontology annotation, molecular function: oxidoreductase activity, acting on paired donors, with incorporation or reduction of molecular oxygen; heme binding; monooxygenase activity.
AUGGCUACUGCAUCUCGUCCUCCUACAAACGGUCAAUUGGCCAAGGAUUUGCCUGGGCUCACGGCAUAUCUGACGGGCCAUGAUCCAAAGACUGGGAAUACAACCAUACAAGAGAAGCGAGGAGCACAAUGGCAGUCAGUUGACGGCGGUGGAAUGGCAUUCAACGUUGCCUUCACCACCUCAGAGUUUCCGGUGUCGAUGAAUGGCGACAACGACAUUGUGAAACAUGAUCAAAGACUGGCAUCCGGCAAGUUAGGCAUUGUCAACCCUGGCGGGACCGUUCUUCGCUUCGUUGAUUUCGCGCCCGAAUUCGAGUCAAUGAUGCACCGCACCAGAAGUCUGGACUACGGCAUCGUCAUUGAGGGAUCCAUAGAAUUGAUCCUGGAUUCUGGCGAAAAGCAGCUUCUGCAAAGAGGAGAUGUGUGUGUUCAGCGUGGCACAAAUCACGCGUGGCGGAACCCGAGCAAAACAGAGUGGACCAGAGUAGUCUACAUCUUGCAGGACUCUCAGGCAGUGGAGGUGCAAGGUGAAUCUCUGAAAGAGUAUCUGGGACGAAGUGAGGGGGAGCUUCCGCCGAGCGGACCUCCAACGCUGCCGAUCAUCGGCAAUCUGCAUCAACUGCCUAAGCAGAAGCUUUUCUUCCAAUUUACUGAAUGGGCUAGACAGUAUGGAGGCCUGUAUACGUUGAAACUUGGUCCCGGCACAGUGGCAGUCCUCACUGACCGCCGAAUCAUCAAACAACUGAUGGACAAAAAGAGCGCGGUCUCUAGUGAUCGUCCAGUAAACCUUGUGGGUCAGCAGCUUAUCACAGAGGGAGACCACGUGCUCCUAAUGAGCAACUCGCCGACCUGGCGGAUGAUGAGGAAGCUAAUCCACCAAUCCUUGACGGAAUCCUUGUGCAACAGCAAGCACACGAAGAUCCAGCAAGCCGAGGCAACCCAAAUGCUGCACGACAUGAUGCAAGAACCAAAUCAAUGGCCUGAACACUUCAAAAGGUUCAGCAAUAGUGUCAUCAUGAGCAUAGUCUACGGCAUCCGCUCGAAGUCUGCCGUAGCGCCUCAUACUGUCAAGCUUAGUGAUACUGUCGAGUACUGGGCACGAAUCAACGAGUUUGGCGCCACGCCUCCGGUCGACAUAUUCCCUUUCUUGAAACUGGUGCCGGAGAGAUUUCUUGGCAACUGGCGCACCAGAGCAAAAGUCGUUCACGACGCGCUGCAUGAACUGUACGAAGGCCUUCUGGCAUCAGUACUGAGAAGGCGUGAAGCGAUUGGGCCCACGGACUGCAUCAUUGAUCAACUUUUGGAUGGCCAGGAAAAAUCUGAGCUAACGACACAUCAAAUUGCAUUCCUUAGCGGAGUCACCAUCAAGGGGGGCUCUGAUACCUCCGCCUCUGUACUCGCGUCGACCAUGCAAGCUUUGGUGACAUGGCCAGAAGUACAGAGGAAAGCGCACGCUGAGAUAGAUGCGGUUGUUGGCGAAGACCGUCUGCCCACCUGGGAUGACUACGCACAGCUGCCGUACAUUGCCGCUAUGGUCAAGGAGUCGCAUCGUUGGCGUCCAGUUGCUCCUCUUGGCGUUCCUCACGCUCUCUCGGAAGACGAAUGGAUUGAUGGAAAAUUCCUUCCUAAAGGCACUAUACUCUUCGUCAACGUCUGGGGUCUUCACCACGACGAGUCAAGAUACAAAGACCACGACGUCUUCGACCCUGACCAUUUCAAAGGUAACACUGUACUGGCUGCAGACUCCGCAAAUUCUGCAGACUUCGAGAAACGAGAUCAUUACGGCUAUGGCAACGGCCGAAGAAUUUGUCCCGGCAUCCAUCUAGCAGAUCGCAACCUCUUUCACGUUAUCUCGAAAAUUCUCUGGGCAUUCAAGAUUGAGAUAGCAACUGAUGAAAGCACAGGAAAGCCUAUUGUCCCCAAUACAAGCAUGGUCACUGGUUAUAGGGAGGGUCUCACAGCCUGUGCCUACGAUUUCCCCGUCAAGUUGACGGUCAGGUCGGAAGCUAGACGCAAAGCCAUUCUGCAAGACUUUGAUUUGGCAAAACAGGAGGUGUUCCCCACGUUCGAGAAAGCAGACUUCUUCAAUGAAUAG